This is a messenger RNA of Cordyceps fumosorosea ARSEF 2679, 1518 nucleotides long. RefSeq names its product O-methyltransferase, family 2. The transcript is spliced from 5 exons. The record is from RefSeq and is a predicted model, not a curated record. Gene Ontology annotation, molecular function: O-methyltransferase activity. The coding region runs from base 1 to 1518 and encodes 505 amino acids. Lineage: Eukaryota; Fungi; Ascomycota; Sordariomycetes; Hypocreales; Cordycipitaceae.
AUGGGGAAGUUUAAGUCUUGGAUCCAAGGCUCAAGUGCCGUGUCGUCACGGUCGGCCACGACAGAGGAAAAGAAGCUCAAUCGGCGAUCUUUCUCGGGGAUCACAAAUCUCAAAUCAAAGCGAGAAAACGACAGCCGCGUAGGCGUCAAGGAAUCGGACAUCGAAUCCAAUUCGGCAACAGAGACGAAGCCUGACACAUCAGUCGAUUCUCGUAUGAUUCAUCUUGCAAAAAUCAUCAGCGAAGAGUCCAAUAAACUCGACAGCUUUUGCAAGAGCCAAGGCAUUGCGCCACCGUCAUUUGACGCAGAUGCUCCCGAAGACUUUCCGAAGCUCCCUGCUCAUAUUCAAAAGAGCCGCCAAGAAAUCAUUUUUGCUGCUAGCGAGCUCUCAACUUUAGUUCGCGGCCCGCGUGAGAGUGUGAGAUGGGGUGUCUGGGGAUUCUUGGAUUCGUUGACUCUGCAGAUUAUCAAUCAUUAUGAUAUCGCUACUCUCGUGCCUGCCUCGGGCACCGUCUCCUUUGCCGAACUGCAGUCUAAGACUUCUCUGGACGCGAUAAAUCUCGCUCGAAUCAUGCGGCAUGCAAUGACAAAUCAUAUUUUCUGCGAGCCGACCCCAGGGCUCAUUGCGCAUACUGCUUUGUCUCGCUGCCUCGCCCAAGAUACGGCACUGCAAAACUGGAUAGGCUUCAACUCGGAAGACAUUUUUCCAGCAUCGGCGAACGUGCUAAAGUCUCUUAAAGCGUAUCCCGAGGCGACCUCGCUCACCACAACCGGCUUCAAUUUCGCCUUUGACACCAUCGACAAGGAACCCAUGUUUGUGACAUUCGGAAAGAACCCAAAGGCCGCGAAAAGAAUGGGCGCCGCUAUGGCUAGCCUCACCGGGGGCGAAGGUUACGAAGUCAAGUAUUUUGUCGACAAUUAUGAUCUCUCGGAAAUCGACAAAAGCAACGGAACAUUCGUUGAUGUUGGUGGUAGCCAUGGCUUUGUUAGCGUGGAUCUGGCAAAGAAGUGGAAGAACAUCAAGUUCAUCGUCCAGGAUUUACCGAAAACCGUUGACAGCGCCCCAAGUCCCAUCGCCGAGGACGAGUCUGUCGCAAGCAGAAUAACGAUGCAAGCUCACGAUUUCUUUACCGAACAACCCGUCAAAGGAGCGGACGUGUACUUUUUCCGCUGGAUCAUCCAUAAUUACUCAACGCCAUAUGCGAUUAGCAUUCUCAGAAACCUGAUACCAUCUUUGAAGCCUGGAGCGCGAAUUGUGAUCAAUGAUCAUUGCUUGCGACUGCCUGGCACGGAGAAUCCUUGGGAUGAGAAGCUGAUUAGGGGCAUGGACAUGAUCAUGCUCACUCUGUUGAAUGCCCAGGAGCGUGACGAGGAUGAGUUCAAGGCACUAUUUGCUGCUGCGGAUCCGCGUUUUAAAUUCCGGGGUGUUACAAGAGUAGAAGGCUGUCGCAUGAGUGUGGUCGAGGCUGUAUGGGAUCCAGAACAGGAACCUGUAGCCUUGAACAACCCUACCGACUAG